This is a messenger RNA of Hyalella azteca, 627 nucleotides long. RefSeq names its product transcription activator MSS11-like. NCBI's taxonomy places the organism in Eukaryota, Metazoa, Arthropoda, Malacostraca, Amphipoda, Hyalellidae. The record is from RefSeq and is a predicted model, not a curated record. The coding region runs from base 1 to 627 and encodes 208 amino acids. The transcript is spliced from 3 exons.
AUGGCUGAGUGGGUGACUAAUAAUAAACUGCAGGCUGAGCAGUUAGAAAUUCUCCAGAAAUACUCUGAGGAUCAGGUGCAGCAUCAGGUGCAGCAUCAGGUGCAGCAUCAGGUGCAGCAGCAGGUGCAGCAUCAGGUACAGCAUCAGGUGCAGCAUCAGGUGCAGCAUCAGGUGCAGCACCAGGUACAGCAGCAGGUACAGCAUCAGGUGCAGCAGCAGGUGCAGCAUCAGGUGCAGCAUCAGGUGCAGCAGCAGGUGCAGCAUCAGGUGCAGCAUCAGGUGCAGGGGGGGGAGAAUUCGUCUACGGAUGGAGGGGGGGAGUUGGACUUCUUUUUGGAGGGAGGCAUCUCUGCUCCUCAAAGUUCGUCUCUGCUCCUCAAAGUUCGCCUCUGCUCCUCAAAGUUCGCCUCUGCUCCUCAAAGUUCGUCUCUGCUCCUCAAAGUUCGUCUCUGCUCCUCAAAGUUCGCAUCUGCUCCUCAAAGUUCGUCUCUGCUCGCUCCUCAAAGUUCGUCUCUGCUCCUCAAAGUUCGCAUCUGCUCCUCAAAGUUCGUCUCUGCUCCUCAAAGUUCGUCUCUGCUCCUCAAAGUUCGUCUCUGCUCCUCAAAGUUCGUCUCUGCUUCAUCGUAG